Amoebophrya sp. A25 is the source of this 1097-nucleotide messenger RNA. The record is from the annotation of a GenBank genome assembly. NCBI's taxonomy places the organism in Eukaryota, Dinophyceae, Syndiniales, Amoebophryaceae.
GUACUUUGAUGAUGAAAUAAUCUUGUGAAAGAAUCCUAGGUGAGAAAAACCACUGGCAGAACCCGCUUCCUUUCCAGGCUUGGGAUUCCAAGAGAAACACUUACCCUGAGAUUGGGUACAUCUAUGUAUCUAUCUAGGAUAGUUAAACACUUGUAGUAACGCUAAAAUCGGCACUGCAACGAGCAAUGCUGGUAAUGCAGGUUAAUUCCGACAGCUUGGCUAGCGAGUUGGUAAGGCCUGCUACAGGCUCUACUAUUCAAAAGUGGUUGCACAUAGAAGGUGUUCUAGAUCAAGCAGAGGACGUGGGCGGUGAGAAACCUGUAUCUUCCCUUGCUGCUUGUGAAUGUAAAACAAAGCAUGAUGAACCUGGAGGUACUAUUCACCUCGGCAAAAGUUAUAACGGUCAGCCUCAGCGUGUGCGUGAACAAGAAGCUGUGGUCGGACGUCAGGACGCAUGUCCCGCUGGAGCCAGCGAGCCGCGAAGCGCACAUGCUGUUAACCGCGAAGAUACGAAAAUGGGGAGUAGCCAACCAGAGAGAUCGAGCGAAAGUGGGUGGUAUUACAUGGAUCCCAAAGCCAAAGGCAAUACGCAGGGCCCAUUCUCGGCACCAAAGAUGAAGGUGUGGUAUGAAAUAGGCUACAUUGGACCGGAUCUACCGAUACAGUAUCGCGAUUCGAAGCCGUCCCAUUUUGUUCCUUUCGCUAAACUUUUCCCAAAGGGAACGGAACCGUUUGGGACUGCUUAUUCGCUCACGUGACGGACCACCAGUGCAUUGCACUUCGAAGAACGUCACGAACCACCAACGAACUACUUUAAGAAGAAAGGAAAAAUUAAGAUUAUUUUUUACCAAUAUUGAAGAUUUUUACGAUUCUCAGCACGUGAAUGAUCACUAUACGAGUGCAAUUACAAUUACAAUGCCUGAAAACGCAAUAUGAGUGAAUAACAUGAUUUUGUUUGUCUACCUUGUCUGCGGCUUUGGCUUUGCAGAAAAUGAAAGAAAUUAUCUUGAUACAGCCAGGCGAUGGAUAGGGGCAAAAUGUAGAGAUGAGGCAGAGGGAUCUCGAAAUAAUCGAGGUCGAAGUUUCGCAAAAACUUU